AUGAAAGCCACUACUGUGUCGAGCAAAGCCCUGGAGGUGUCUUACGCGGUAUCGCUGCUUGUGGCACAAACAAAAACUCCUCACUCAAUUGUUGAAGAACUAAUUCUCCCUGCAGCGACUCGCAUGGCUGAAAUAAUGAUAGACAAAAAAGCAGCUGAGACAUUCAAGAAAGUUCCCCUGUCAAACAACACCGUGGCCCAUCGGAUUGAUGAUAUGGCUCUUGAUAUUGCGGGACAAGUCGUGGACAAAAUAAAACGAGCCGGUCAGUUUGUUUUGCAGCUGGAUGAAAUGACAGAUGAGCAGCUGCAUCCUCUUGCUGUGGUGUUUGAGGAUGCCAAUUGGGUGGCACGUCUGGCAUAUCUCGCUGAAGUGUUUACCAAACUCAGCGAGCUCAACCUCUCACUCCAGGGCAAGGAGUCACACGUCCUGAGGAUGUAUGAGAAAGUGGAAGGGUUCACAAAAAAGCUCAAUCUGUGGCAAAGGAAAUGUGAGGAGGGUGAUGUGAGCCACUUCUCAUUACUUCAUGCACAUCUUGCCACUACUGAUGUCACCAGGGCUCCAGUGGUAAAACUGGUGGAAGAACAUCUACCCAAACUCAACUCAGACUUUAACCAAAACUUUCAGGAUAUUGAUAACAAGUCAGAAAGCCUGGAUUGGGUGAGGGACCCAUUCACCCCAAUUGAGAGCAGCAACAAGCUUCCCGCAAGGCUGCAGGAGCAGCUGCUGGAUGUGUCCUCUGAGCGGGGCCUGAAAGUUGGCACCAUGCAAAAGGACAGCCUACGUUAUGUGAUUGACAGGCCUGCAUAUACUCUGCCGGACUUUGACAAACAGUUUGACAAGAAGAACCGACAGUUUACUUUAGGAGACAAAAAAUGUCUCAGUGCAAAUUGUCAACAUUUGUCAUUGACUUUUUUCAAAGAACAAACCAGAAAAGUUGAGUUUGUUUCUGUCAGAUGCUCUGCGGUCAAACUGAAGGUGCUGUUAUUCAGACGCCUGCCAAUACUGAAGUGGCUUCCCAAGUACAAGGUGAAGGAAAAACUGCUUCGUGAUGUCAUCAGUGGGGUUAAUGGCGGGUCCAUUCUGGUCGCCCAAGGAAUGGCAUCUGCUCUUUUGGGAGAACUUCCACCUAUCAACGGUCUCUAUUCUUUCUUUCCCUUGUUCCCUUAUUUAUUCUUGGGCACAAGUCACCUGAUGGUUUUAGGUACAGUAGCCGUGUUCAGCUUGAUGGUCGGUUUGGUGUGUCUUCAGUUGGCUCCAGAGUCUGACUUCAGUUAUUUUAAUACCACUCUGAAUGCUACAAGAGUGGACACAGACAGGAUGAAUGAGGCCCGUAUGAGAAUAUCUGGAAUGCUGGCGUGCCUCACAGGAGUCAUUCAGCUCGGCCUCAGUCUUACACAGCUUGGGUUCAUCACCAUCUAUCUGUCAGAAACCUUCAUCAGGGGCUUCAUGACCACCGCUGGAAUCAGGAUAUUCAUUGGGAUGUUGAAGUUCAUUUUUGAUAUUAAGGUGCCGCCUUUUAAAGAUCCAGCAGCUGAUGUCUUUACCUUCAUUCAUAUUUUAACAUCCAUUCUUGAGACCAAUGUAGCCUCCCUACUGUUUGCUGUGGUCACUAUUGUUGUCCUGGUUCCAGUGAAGGAGCUGAGUGAACGCUACCGCCAUAAGUUGCCUUUUCCAAUUCCUGUCCACAUCGUUAUUGUGAUCGUGGCCACAGCUAUUUCAGGUUCUCUCAAUCUUCCAGAGAUUUACCAUAUGGAUGUAGUGGGAGAAGUCCCUUUGGGGAUUCAAGCACCUGUGUUGCCACAAGUGAGUAUGUGGAGCGACAUGUUGGGUCCUGCCUUCUCGUUAGCAAUAUUGGGGUACGUCAGUGUCUACACUUCAGGCAGGAUGCUGUCAGCCCUGCAUGGCUAUGAUGUGGAUCCCAACCAGGAAAUGUUGGCUCUUGGCUGCAGCAAUUUCUUUGGGUCCUUCUUCCAGAGCCAAGCAGUUAGUUGUGUCUUGUCUGUCACUUUGGCGAUAGACAGUGGCGGGGGAACAUCACAGAUUGCUAACCUGUCCGUGAUGGUGGUCAUCCUGAUUACACUGCUUUUCUUGGGAGUCUACCUGAAACCACUACCAAAAUUGGUGUUGGCAGUUAUAAUUGUCAUCGCUAUGAAGAAAUUAUUACUGCAGCUGUCUGACCCCUAUUACCUCUGGAAGAAGAACAAAUUAGACUCUUGUGUGUGGGUUAUAACAUUCCUGGCUACAUUCCUUCUUGGCAUAACAUAUGGAAUGGUGACUGGAGUCGGUUUUUCCUUGUUGGUCCUGGUUUUCAAGACCCAGUUUCGGAAUGGUUCAGUACUGGUUCAGAUCAUGGAUACAGAUAUCUACAGAAACCCCAAGAUGUACAGUCAGGGUGUUCUUGUAACAGGUGUGAAAAUCAUGACCUACUGCUCUCCACUCUACUUUGCAAAUGCAGAAUUAUUUUUCCGGAAGGUCAUCAAGAAGACUGGAUUGGACCCUGGAAAACUUAUCGUGGCCAGACAGAAACUGUUAAAGAAACAACAGAAAGACAAAGCAAAGGAAGAGAAGAAACAGGCGGCGGCAAGAAAAAAACAGAGCAAAUGCACCUCAGUGGGUCAAAUGAACACUCAGACCACAUCUCAGCUUGAGAUGCAGGAAGACGUCAAUAGGACAGACGAUGGUACCAACCAACUAUAAGCUCCCAUCAGCUACAUCAACAUGAGCUACAGUGCCUCUGAGCCAGAUGAGCAGACACCCAGUCCCCCAGCAGACACACUGGAAUCCCCACCAGUGCCCUUCCACACCCUCAUCCUGGAUCUAUCAGGGGUCUGCUUCAUAGACCUCAAGGGCAUCAAAAUGAACUCAAACUUCUCAAAGCUUGGCAUUAACCUGUACCUGGCUCACAUUCAAGAGCAUGGGCAUAAGAAAGUGGUUUGA
Thalassophryne amazonica is the source of this 2937-nucleotide messenger RNA. RefSeq names its product solute carrier family 26 member 9-like. Lineage: Eukaryota; Metazoa; Chordata; Actinopteri; Batrachoidiformes; Batrachoididae. The record is from RefSeq and is a predicted model, not a curated record. Gene Ontology annotation, biological process: transmembrane transport. Gene Ontology annotation, molecular function: oxalate transmembrane transporter activity; chloride transmembrane transporter activity; bicarbonate transmembrane transporter activity. Gene Ontology annotation, cellular component: membrane.